This is a messenger RNA of Leptosia nina, 594 nucleotides long. The record is from the annotation of a GenBank genome assembly. Lineage: Eukaryota; Metazoa; Arthropoda; Insecta; Lepidoptera; Pieridae.
AUGGCUAGACUGAUAAUUUUUUUCUUGGGGGUUGUGAUGGUGGACGCGUACAGCCGUCACCCGAAGUUUCCCAAGUUCGCCGCCUCGGAGGAGACUGAAGUGCAAAGUGUUAUUAAAAAUGUAACCUGUAACAGUUCACAUGAUAAACUUAGAAACGAUUUGAUUGUGAAGGCAAGAUGUGGCGAGCCGAAAGAGGUGUUUGAGAAACUUAACUUGAAGGGUUCCUAUUUACAGGUGUCGCCAAGCCACGUCUGGGUCAAGCGGUGCGUGGGGCUUUGCGAUUACGAAGCCUCAGGUUCUCAGUGCACUCCGACGAGGAUCAGAAAGGAACAGAUACCGGUUCGAAUAUUCAACCUAAAAACCAAGAAGGAGACGUGCUCCACGUACGAGAUGGACGUACACGAGAGUUGCGGCUGCUGCCUCGUUGGGGCGAAAGACUGCGUCGCCCCCAAAGUGUUCAACCCUCGUAAGUGUUCCUGUCAGUGCCCCAACAUGGAAGAGAGACGGCAAUGCCUCAAAAAGAGAAAUAUGAAUAUGAGGUGGAAUAGAUCAAAGUGCGCUUGCGAACCACGAAAGCGGGUCACAAGCUGGUGA